Molecule: messenger RNA, 678 nt
Organism: Chinchilla lanigera (long-tailed chinchilla)
Lineage: Eukaryota; Metazoa; Chordata; Mammalia; Rodentia; Chinchillidae
Product: myosin-3-like
Exons: 3
Coding region: 262-678 (138 amino acids)
Cellular component (GO): myosin complex
Molecular function (GO): ATP binding; cytoskeletal motor activity; actin filament binding
Source: RefSeq, a predicted model, not a curated record
UUAGAGUGAGGAAUGUAGGAGAUGAGAGAUGCUGAAGCCUGUUGUGUUGGUGAGUGUUACACAAGUGUGAGGUGUUAUUAGCAUAUUUUUUCUUCUUGAUUAUAAAGACCUAGUAUAUCCAAGGGACAUAAGAGAAGCAAACCCUGUCUCUGUCAAAACCUUUUGCAACAGCUUGUCUGUCAGCCUUUGCAGCCCCGCAGAAUCCUGGGAAGUCCUGGUUCCCCCUCGGUUCCUUCCUGCUCCUCCCUCAGUCCAGCUGCCAUGCCUGGUGGGGACAAAGGGGAGUUCAGGGAUGAUGUAGACCCUAUACCCCUCCUGGAAUCUCCCAAGAAGAGGACUGAAGCCAUGGGCAAGCCCUAUGACAUCAAGAGGUCGUGCUGGAUCACAGAUGAGAAGGAGAGCUUCAUGGCAGGGGAGAUCGAGUCUGAAGAAGGUGACCUGGUUGUCACUUUCGAUUGUGAAGACAAUCAUCAACCAGGGGCAGUGGAGAACCUGGUGUCCGCAAGACUGAGAACACGAAGAAGGUCACCCAGCACUUUGCCAACAUCAGAGGAACUGGCAAACAGUCUCGGGAUGAGAAGGGGUCCCUGGAGGAUCAAAUCAUCCGGGCCAACCCUAUGCUGGAGGCCUUCGGGAACACCAAGACCACCAGGAAUAACUACUCCUCUUGCUUCAUAA